GGAGGUCACAUAAAUUCUGCAAUGUUAUACAACACUUGAAGUUAGCAAGAAAACAAAAAACCUCUCCUGAACCGUCGAAAUGUCAUCGGGAAAACCAAAACCCGAAGAGUUCCAUCAUUUAUGGCUGCCAACAACAGCCCCUGAAACGACUGGGGAAAAGUUCAAACGAAAAAUAAAAGAGAAUCCAUUCGUUCCAGUCGGUAUGCUAGCAACAGUAGGAGCAUUAGCAUAUGGAUUCUAUGGUUUCCAAACUGGUAACCAGAGACUUCAACAAGUGAUGAUGAGAACUCGAGUAGUGGCUCAAGGUGCAACUGUGCUCUUUUUAGUUGGAGGCAUUGCUAUGGCAACCCUCAAAAGUGGUCAGACAAAAUGAAUAUAACUUAGAUGCCUGUGUGUAUAUGUGAAACUUACAAAUUCUGAAAAUGGCUUAUCUGGCUUGCUUAGUAGAAGAUAGUCAUUUUGAAAUUGAAAUAGAGAUGGAAUGCUACAUCCAAAUUGUAAAUAUCAAAUUGAGUUUUGUUUAUAGUUUUUUUUACUCAAAUUUUUAUUCAUUUUACAACUAUUAAGGAGUUGCAAGACAGAAAAUCUAAAGGAUACAAAUUUGUCAAUUUGGAUAUGUCAUUCAUACUGAAUACUUAUUAAAUCUGUAAAUCAUAAAUUGUAAAAAAAUUUAUGUAAAAAUUUAAUAUCUAUUGAGAAAGUCCAUCUAGCUUUCAAGAAA
Messenger RNA from Rhopilema esculentum, 721 nucleotides. RefSeq names its product HIG1 domain family member 2A, mitochondrial. Gene Ontology annotation, biological process: mitochondrial respirasome assembly. The record is from RefSeq and is a predicted model, not a curated record. Gene Ontology annotation, cellular component: mitochondrion. Lineage: Eukaryota; Metazoa; Cnidaria; Scyphozoa; Rhizostomeae; Rhizostomatidae.